CGCCCGGCGCGGGGCCGCCGCGUCACGGUGACGUCGCGUCGUCGCCGAGGUGACGCCGUCAGCGCUCGCGCUGGUAGAAAUGUGCGGGCUCGCGCUGCGCUCUCACAUCUCCGCACAUCACCCGUGCGUUUAAGACUCCCCAGCGCCGCCCUUCACGCAUGGAGUUGCGCACCGACGCGGUCCUGGCGAGUCUGGAGAUGUCGGAGGUGAAAGGCGACGACGGAGCGUCGGAGGGCGACGAGGAUUACGAGAGUUUGCCCGCUCACGCGUCCCUGUGCACGCACAUGACAGCGGGCGCCGUGGCCGGAGUGCUGGAGCACACGGUCAUGUACCCCGUGGACUCGGUCAAGACACGUAUGCAGAGUUUACAGCCGGAUCCAAAGGCUCAGUACCGCAGCGUGUACGGCGCACUGAAGAGGAUUGUGCGGACAGAGGGCCUCCUUCGGCCCUUGAGGGGCCUCAAUAUCACUGUGCUGGGGGCCGGUCCUGCACAUGCACUGUAUUUCGCCUGCUACGAGCGGAUCAAGCGCAGCCUUAGUGACGUCAUACAGAACGGAGGCAACAGUCACAUUGCUAACGGUGUGGCGGGAAGUGUUGCCACUGUCCUCCACGAUGCUAUCAUGAACCCAGCAGAAGUGGUGAAGCAGAGGAUGCAGAUGUAUAACUCUCCGUACCGCAGCCUGUAUGACUGCGUCCUGACGGUCAGCCGCAAAGAAGGACUAGCCGCCUUCUACCGCAGCUACAGCACUCAACUGACCAUGAACAUCCCCUUCCAGGCCGUCCACUUCAUCACCUACGAGUUCAUGCAGGAACACUUCAACCCCGAGCGGCAGUACCGUCCCGAGACGCACAUCCUGUCGGGAGCGGCGGCCGGGGCCGUGUCUGCCGCCGUGACCACUCCCCUGGACGUGUGCAAGACGCUCCUCAACACGCAGGAGAACGUGGCGCUCAGCUCGGCGCACGUCAGCGGACAUCUCUCGGGCAUGGUCAACGCCCUCAGGACGGUGUACCGGCUGGGCGGCGUGCCGGCCUUCUUCAAGGGCGUCCGGGCGCGGGUCAUUUACCAGAUGCCGUCUACGGCCAUCGCCUGGUCCGUGUACGAGUUCUUCAAAUACUUUCUGACCCGACAGGAGCCGCACAUCCAGGAAGCUCACAAGGCCGGCCCUACGUGAGGCCCGGCGGCCGGCGCCCAAUCCGCUCGGACCAGCCAAAGAGCGAGGAUCGACUGGGAAUGUAGUUGCUCCGUUCUUAUGCAGUAAACACUCCAGUUUGUCGCUAACCUAUUAAUUUAUUGGAAGACUUUGAUGUUGUUGCAAGAAUGUAUUGGCGCUGCACACUACAGAACGCUUCUUGUAAAACAUGACGGAAACAGGAAGGUAAAAACGUGUAGAUGUUUCGUUUGUAUUAUCACUAGCGUAAUGUAUUUAUGAUUGAGCGUGACGGUGUGCGUGUAUGUACAUGUAUGUCUGUGUUUGCACACACACCGUUGGCUCAAUGACACAACAAACCUGUGCGCUGAAAUAUUUUUUAUUUUAUUGCCUUUUUCUGGACUUCUUAAUAUUUUGAGGUUCAGGAGAGUUCGCUUUUAUUAUUUUUAUUAGUAUUUUAUAAUUGAAGACAUUCCUGCUCAAGAAUAAGACCAAUUUUUAUUUGAUUAAUAUUAUUUUUUAUUGCCUAAUCAUUUAUGAAAGCUGCCUGAGCUUAUACUUUUUCAGUAUAUUGACGCACAUCGAUCUCAGUCAGGGAAGAUGGCGUCUUUAAUUGGACUUGAAUGAAAAUGUGGCCGUAAUAUCAACAUUUCAAUGUUCCUGAGGUUUUGGCCUCGGGAAUUUGUACGACAGGGAACAAACGCUGCCUCAUUUUUAUUCACGUUCAAUUAAAUUUGAUAAAUCCCGACAGAAGUUCAAGACUAAAUUAUUUGCGUCAUGAAAACUCCCAUCCAUAUAUAUAUAUAUAUAUAUAUAUAUAUAUAUAUAUAUAUAUAUAUAUAUAUAUAUAUAUAUAUAUAUAUAUAUAUAUAUAUAUAUAUUAUUAUAUAUAUAUUAUUAUAUAUAUAUAUAUAUAUAUAUAUAUAUAAGAUGAACUGAUCCCCUAUUGAGAUUUGAUUUGAAAUUGGAUGCUAAUUUAAUCAACGAUUUCACCACACUAAAGCGCUUAUGAUUUCUAAAUUCAUAGUGUAUGCUCUGCUGAUUUACUCUAAAUGAUUUUUAUCUGAGCAGAAGCUAGUUUUUUGUGCGUGAAAGCUUUCUUUUGCUGUUUAAGGACAUAGUUGUCAACAAUGCUAUAUAUAUAUAUAUUAGCAGUCAAGCCUGUGAUAUAAUUAUGAGAUGUGAUCUAUGCAGUGGGUUUUGAAGAUUUCCUGCUUGUUAAAACCCUGAGAACCGAGAGCGUGCAGCUUAAAUCCCAAACCUUUAUUCCUCAAUGAAGUCGAUAGGAGUUUUCAUAGCUGUGGCAGUCUUAUGCGAGUCUGGGAGCAGAUUUAUUGGGUUUCUGAGCUGUUUGUGAACGUGCAGCCGACUCAUCUUUUGUGUUCUGCCUCUCUGUGAAGCUCUCCGGUCGUCCAUUCAGAAGAAAGCUCGCCUUGUUUUCCAGAAAUAGGCCUUAGUCAGAGGUGACGGCAUAUUUAAUUUGUUACGAAUGAAAAUAAGGCCGCAUGAGACAUCGGGGAGCCGAGAAAGGUGGCUUUUCCGUGUUUUGCAGGUUCAACUAAUUGGGCUUCUUGCACUAAACUCAAACUUAAAUCAGUAGUUAAAUCUAUUCAUUUUUAAAUACCUUACUCGUCUUUGUUGCUCCAAACCGGUAUACAUUUCGUUCUGCUACACAACACAGAUGAUGUUUUAAAAUUGUAAUAGUUUUUGUCUAUCCUUUUGAAAUCACAUGAACGUUCAAGCUUUAAAAAAAAAAGUCAUAAAGAUAAUUCAUAUCCAUCAAGUGGUUAAGGCCAAGUCUUCUUAAGAGACACAAAUGCUUUAUAACGAACCGAUUUGAUUUAAGCUUUGAUUGGCAUAUAAACAUUGAUCGACAGACGUGCAUCAAAUGGUUUCUUAUCAAAAAUAGUUGUCACGUGUCAGACGAGUACACAUAAGCCUCUGUAGACUUUCAUCAGACGCAUGCGCGCGUUAACUUCCGGUCUGUGUUUAUCGGUCUGGUCAGUGCCGCCGGCUCCAAACGCAGCUCAUGAUGAAGAAUAAACUUGGUCUCAGGUUAUUGUGCUGUGGGAAUUAUUUCCCAUGCAUUUAUUUAUUUGUGGCGACCUGCCACGUUUUUCCAAAAGCCUUCCUUUAAAAAAUGAGCACGUGAUGCACGUUUAAAAAUCAAACAGAGGGUGUUU
This is a messenger RNA of Puntigrus tetrazona (Sumatra barb), 3331 nucleotides long. It is a transcript of the gene slc25a37, whose product is annotated as solute carrier family 25 member 37. Gene Ontology annotation, biological process: iron import into the mitochondrion. The coding region runs from base 159 to 1172 and encodes 337 amino acids. The record is from RefSeq and is a predicted model, not a curated record. Gene Ontology annotation, cellular component: mitochondrial membrane. NCBI's taxonomy places the organism in Eukaryota, Metazoa, Chordata, Actinopteri, Cypriniformes, Cyprinidae. The transcript is spliced from 4 exons. Gene Ontology annotation, molecular function: ferrous iron transmembrane transporter activity.